AUGUCGUCCCGCACAACCCCCCCGCAGAUUUUUACCUUGCGACCCUCGCAAAGGCCGGCGUCUCCUGACUAUCUCCAGGAGUGUCAAAAGCCUCACACUAACCCGCCCCCCAGCUCCGGUAGGCAGCACUGGGCCCUGAUCUCAGGCUUUGGUCAGGGGGAGAACAAACAGCGUCAGCAGACGAGGAACCUGGCGAGCGCCGGAGUGUGUGCCCGCUCCUCCAGCGCAGAGAAGGAUGCAGAGGACACAGAACAACAUGAGGAGGUCUUUUUUCCACUCCAGGAUGCUGCAGGCCAGCUGCCAGCAGAGAGUGAUGCCAUUCCACGGCGAUUUUGCCCUCAGAGGGUCGAAACCCGAGACGGGAGGAAGUGUCAGCAUCAAAGAGCUAUUAAUGCAGAGUCUGGUCACCAUGGAAACCCCAGCCCCGACCUAAAGACCUCCUCCAUCACAGGGAAGUCUUCUUCAGUGACGGAGACGACCCUUCCUCAGGAAUCAUUGGCCUCUGAAGUGCCAUUAAGAUUACAGAUCAAAGUGUCCGGCCAGAGUGGUGGUUUGGGAAUCAGCAUUGCUGGUGGAAUAGGCUCGAUGCCUUACAAAGACCACGAUGAGGGUAUUUUUAUUUCCAGAGUAAAUAAAGGGGGGGCGUCAGAAAAGGCUGGGGUCCAUGUUGGAGAUAGAUUGCUGGAGGUCAAUGGCCUCAAUAUGCAGCUGGUGACCCACCAUGGGGCAGUCACUGCCCUCAGGAAUGCUGGGAGCUGCAUCAAGAUGGAAGUGCUCAGAGAGAGGCUGCUACCUCGAGAGUUGUGUGAUCCGGGGGAGCACAAGGAUCUUUGGGACGUGACAAGCCGACAGCCGGGCAGCCAAGAAGGCAGGAGCCAGAGAGGAAAACAGCCAAAGAUGGAGAACACAGAUUUCUGUUUGUCUAAGAAGAUUGAGAAGAGUGUCUGCAACGGCAAUGGCAUUUCUGAUUUGUAUCGCGAGCUGAGCAGGGACUUUUCUGAACCGAAGGCGCAGACAUUGAUGAGAAAUGAUUCACAUCAGGGAGGGAAACACACAAUGACAAUCCCUCGGAUUAUUCUCACUCAUCCCUCUACCUCGGAUGAAGAUGUGGAGCUUUUGACACAGAUCCCCAGCAGAGAGACGUUACAUGCCUCUGAAAUUCAUGACACACACUCACACUGUUUUGACAGCGCACCCACCUUGACCAGUGAGUAUAGGGGACAUAAAUGAAGGACAUAGACUGUUAUAACCCGGCUCUUUUCCUUUGUAAUGAUACUUUCCAUACUGCUGGAAUGAUUUACUUGCAUCAUUUAGUGAUAUUAGAGUUUAUUUUUAUUACUAAAACCACAGAGUUUCCCCUGUACAACUCAAUAGAACAGAGACUGGAGAUGAUGAUAAGAAUGUCCAAAUGAAUUACUGUACAUGUCGUAAUGUGAAAUACAAUCAAUUAAACAAUUAAUGCCGCUGGCUACCUCUACUUCUCACCGCUGUGCUGUAAAUAAUGGCUGUGCUGGCUGAAAUAGUGUCACCGCCCAUGACAGUGUGAAGCACUCAAAGCUUUUAUAGUGUGUACUGAGAUAAAAUGCCACACUGCGGAACAGAUUGCACGGCAUGCCGUCCGUUUCCUGCAGAGUCCUGAUGCAGAAUUAACUUAAUUCCCUCGCACAACAUCCAGAUUGAUGGGAUUACACACUCUGCCUUUUGAGAAACAGAACAUUACCUGCUUUGUGUUGUUUCACAGCUCUUUCAUUCUCACAGCAAAAACAGUUUAUAGUUCUGUGUUCACUUUCUCAAUAAAGCACAAUGUUGUUCCUC
Messenger RNA from Gymnodraco acuticeps, 1815 nucleotides. RefSeq lists its product as uncharacterized. NCBI's taxonomy places the organism in Eukaryota, Metazoa, Chordata, Actinopteri, Perciformes, Bathydraconidae. Gene Ontology annotation, molecular function: protein binding. The transcript is spliced from 8 exons. Gene Ontology annotation, biological process: neurotransmitter receptor transport, endosome to postsynaptic membrane; neurotransmitter receptor transport postsynaptic membrane to endosome. Gene Ontology annotation, cellular component: adherens junction; postsynaptic membrane; postsynaptic density. The record is from RefSeq and is a predicted model, not a curated record. Bases 1 to 1230 code for a protein of 409 amino acids.